Molecule: messenger RNA, 843 nt
Organism: Stereum hirsutum FP-91666 SS1
Lineage: Eukaryota; Fungi; Basidiomycota; Agaricomycetes; Russulales; Stereaceae
Product: PQ-loop-domain-containing protein
Exons: 10
Coding region: 1-843 (280 amino acids)
Biological process (GO): basic amino acid transmembrane export from vacuole
Cellular component (GO): fungal-type vacuole membrane
Source: RefSeq, a predicted model, not a curated record
AUGAUUGCCUCAAGCACUGACACCCUGAGCAGCGUGCUCGGCUGGAUCUCAAUUGCCUGCUGGGCGGUAGUCUACUCUCCGCAGAUACUUGAGAACUACCACCUCAAGUCCGGCGAAGGCCUCUCCGUAUACUUCGUGCUUAUAUGGCUCGCAGGUGACAUCAGUAAUCUGGCCGGUAGCAUCCUUGCAAACCUCCUGCCUACAGUGAUCAUCCUAGCCGCAUACUAUAGCACCUGCGACAUCAUCCUGCUCUUUCAAAUUUACUACUAUCGGAGGACGAACAAGAAAACCCGCCUUCCAUCGGGGGCUACUGCAGAGACCGAUGUUGCCGAAGACACCCCUCUUCUCACAGCAGAAAGCGCUGCUCGGAGCACCAUCACCACCACCACCACCAGCCUGAAGCGUAAAAUACUGCAGUAUUCUGCGGCAAUUACAUUCAUCUGCGCCGCCGGUGUGGUGGCGUGGGCGAUAAGCGAAAAGAUGGACGAUGGUUCAGAACCUUCCGACCGCAAGGAGGUGCUCGAGUGGAAGAGUCAACUACUCGGUUGGCUGAGCGCCAUUCUAUUCUUGGGGGCUCGUGUACCGCAGAUACGGAAAAACUUCACGACCAAGUGCGAGGGCCUUUCACCGGGACUGUUCACUUUCUCGAUUAUGGGCAACGUGACGUAUGGGCUAUCUAUCAUCGUAACACUGCAAACGAUGGAGCAAUUCGUGGCGAACGCCGCCUGGUUGGCAGGCAGCCUUCUGACUGUAUUCUUGGAUGUGUUUGUGUUGUCCCAGUUUUUCUACUACCGGAGCGUGGAGAGGGUGUACAUGGGCGAGGAGCGGAGUGCUGUAGCGUAG